This is a messenger RNA of Aspergillus heteromorphus CBS 117.55, 462 nucleotides long. Its product is annotated as mediator of RNA polymerase II transcription subunit 31. The record is from RefSeq and is a predicted model, not a curated record. Lineage: Eukaryota; Fungi; Ascomycota; Eurotiomycetes; Eurotiales; Aspergillaceae. The transcript has a single exon. Gene Ontology annotation, molecular function: transcription coregulator activity. Gene Ontology annotation, biological process: regulation of transcription by RNA polymerase II. Gene Ontology annotation, cellular component: mediator complex; core mediator complex. Bases 1 to 462 code for a protein of 153 amino acids.
AUGGCACAGCAACCGCCCUCCGACCAGGAAGCCCAGCAGCCUCCACCUCCGACCCUUACGAACCCGCGCUUCACCCUCGAGCUCGAGUUCGUCUCCUCUCUCGCCAAUCCCUACUACCUGUCCCACCUCGCCGUGACCUAUCCCAAUCUGCUGGGCGUCAAUAAGUCCGGUGAUGACAGCGACGCAAAUAUUGACUCCGUGGACCCGGACGCGCAGGCAUUCGCGGCCUACCUCGCCUACCUCUACUCCUACUGGAAGACUCCCGAAUACGCCCAGUUCUUGACCCAUCCUGGUGCAACCCUGCGUGCGCUCCGACUGCUCCAAGAGGAGACGUUCCGCCGCGACAUCAUUCGCCCCGACGUCAUUGAGAAUCUAGCGGGCACCGGUAUCACCGGCGAGCAAGGCGGCGGCGCGGCUGCAGAGACCGAGGGACAGGAGGAAGAACAACCCAAGACGAGCUAG